AUGCCUAGCUCCCGCUCGGCGGAGCUCAACGUGGGCGGAGUCAAACGUUUGACUCCGCCCACGUUGAGCCCCGCCCCGAUCUGCGGACUGCACAUCAGCCCCUCCCCCUGCCCUCCUAACCUGACUGACCUGGGCUUGCUCUCCCCCCUCUCCCCCUCUCCCCCCUCUUCCCCCCUGGCUCUCCUGCAGGUCCUGGCCUCCCUGACGCCCUCCUCCGCCUCGCGCAGUAACGCCCCCCCUCCUGUGCCUCUCCCGCAGAGCUACGAACCCGACGAGCUGACGGAGGAGAUGGCCCACCUGGAGGGCCUCAUGAAAGACCUGAACGCAAUCACCACCGCGCCCUAG
Molecule: messenger RNA, 345 nt
Organism: Knipowitschia caucasica
Lineage: Eukaryota; Metazoa; Chordata; Actinopteri; Gobiiformes; Gobiidae
Source: the annotation of a GenBank genome assembly